Messenger RNA from Suillus paluster, 468 nucleotides. RefSeq lists its product as uncharacterized. The transcript is spliced from 2 exons. The record is from RefSeq and is a predicted model, not a curated record. Bases 1 to 468 code for a protein of 155 amino acids. Lineage: Eukaryota; Fungi; Basidiomycota; Agaricomycetes; Boletales; Suillaceae.
AUGUCGUCGCAACCGGUGCUAGCAGCAAUUUUCAUCAGUGGAAAAGGUGGCGCAUCCCACAUAAUUGUCGUUCUGGAGAGGUGGACCGACUGCCAGGACGGGAUGUUCCCCGGAGAUAAGCUUGUUUUUAACCGUGACGUCCAUGCCGAGCUCAAGCUCAAGACUGGCCAUGGAGAGCACCUCUCGAUGAAUCCCAUGUCGCAAUUCUUGAGAACUACAGCUGUUAUAACCUUUCCCAUUUCGACGUCCCAUAACCUCACUUUCCCAUCAUCUCUUCCACCUGCAACACUUUCGCUGUUCGGAGACAAUGCUAUAGUGGUCACUCUUACUGCCCCGACUGCUGUGAGACCUCCGACAUUUUUCCCGACACACACACCCAGGAAGUCUAUGGUCGAUGAUGCAAAGAUUUACCCCACGCACGCGCUGCCUUUCUCUCAUAUGCAGCAUUUUGUGGUGCUCAUCUUUUGA